Molecule: messenger RNA, 1241 nt
Organism: Anopheles aquasalis
Lineage: Eukaryota; Metazoa; Arthropoda; Insecta; Diptera; Culicidae
Product: abscission/NoCut checkpoint regulator
Biological process (GO): mitotic cytokinesis checkpoint signaling; abscission
Cellular component (GO): midbody; centrosome; cleavage furrow
Molecular function (GO): phosphatidylinositol-3-phosphate binding
Source: RefSeq, a predicted model, not a curated record
UGACACCCCAAACCCACCCCAAACAACAAGACUGCGGUGAAUCAUCGUCGACUUGAAUCGUCACUUUGGGUUCGAGAUUCAAGCAAAGCGAAGUAGUCCGGGGAGACGAUGGCCUGCACUGGUUGCGCCAAACAAUUUGGAUUUUUCACCAAAGAGCACGGUUGCCCAGUGUGUAAGUUUUCCUUCUGUACUGGAUGCCUCAAACACAAGCUCGUUCGUGAGGGCAAGAAGCUUACCGUCUGCCUGCGAUGUGCUAAAUUGUCCUCCGUGGCGAAUGAUGAUUCUAAACAACAAAGCUUACCACAGGCUGCCCUAGUGAGUGCACCUACCCCCCGCAUGGACCACGAUAGUGUCGCGAAAGUGUCCAUGACCGCCUCUGCUACGGAUGAGAGCAAAAUCAAUGAGGAAGAGGCGAUUCGAAGCAGGCUGGCCACACUGAGAACAGUGCAUGAGGAUGACCUCUCUUCAGCGCGGCCAUCAGACCACCUCGGUCCGCCAGAUACGGUCGACAUUGAAAAACGACUAGCCGCCCUCAAAGGCACCGAGUACAAGGAUGCGGCAAUGCGCGAAGCUGCGGCCCAGCGCUUCAUGACCCCGGAUAACCGAACGGAAGAACAAAAGGUACAGGAUCUGAUCGGUCAGUAUGUGGCCGAAACUAAACUCGACGAAGUCACGGAAAGCAGCACUGCGGAGCAGGAUGAAGAAAUCGCGCGACGCCUGAACGCACUGAAGGAGAUCGUUCCGCCGAAGGAAGCCCCAGCGCGGUCAGAUGAUUCCUCGGAUUCCGAUACGGACAGCAUGAAGGAUGAGAAACUGGCCCGUAAGCUAGCGGAACGGUACGCCGAAGAGGCCAAAAUUCAUAGACGAGCCAGGAUGGAUUCGUCCAGCUCGGAAUCGAUACCGGACGAUACUGAAGGGCCGUUACCGUGGUGCACCAUCUGCAACGAAGACGCCGUUCUGCAGUGUAAGGGUUGUGAUGGUGAUCUCUACUGCACGUCCUGCUACGACGAGUUUCAUUAUGACGAUCGAGGCGAACAUCCGACGGUGCCUUUCCGUAAGAAACGACAAGCGAAAGCAAAGUAGGCAAGUGGCGAAGAGUAAGCCGUGCGUCUGCAAUGGCGUCUAGUGUUUUACGAAAAGAUGGGUAGCUUUAUUCCGUUACGAACACUCUAGAAUACAUGUUUAUACGGUUCAAAAGAAGAAAAAAUAUUUGAAAAAUAAUGGAAAACUAAGGAAGUAAA